This is a messenger RNA of Lachancea thermotolerans CBS 6340, 3636 nucleotides long. RefSeq names its product KLTH0H12672p. Bases 1 to 3636 code for a protein of 1211 amino acids. Gene Ontology annotation, molecular function: protein binding. The record is from RefSeq and is a predicted model, not a curated record. Lineage: Eukaryota; Fungi; Ascomycota; Saccharomycetes; Saccharomycetales; Saccharomycetaceae. The transcript has a single exon.
AUGAGUGCUAUCCUCCAAAGGAUUACGCCGCAGGCAAAUUUCUUCAACCUGUCGCGUUUGGCAGUGAGGUAUCCCGUUAUUUCCAUCUUUCUGCCUCUUCUGAUUUUGACCAUCAUCGCUUAUCCAACUCUUUCUUCCGCUUGGAGUGGCGAUAUAACUUCGAGGCAGUACCUAAGUAGGGUGGAAUUCGAGCCUUUCUUCACUGGCUCCUCUGCUAAUCUAUCAUUAGUGCAAGUGUGGAUAAAGCAUUUGAACGAAGACAAUAUCCUGAAAAAAAGCUCAUUGAUUGAGUCGUUGGCGCUUCAAAACCGCCUAUUGCGGAACACCGCAGGCUCCGAUCUUGUUGAAGUCUUACAAUCACCUUUUCAAUUGUGGAACAACUCGUUACAAGUUUUGCAAAAGGACAGGUCGCCUUUGAAAACUAUCAAUUAUGGGGCUAAUUCCAUUCCAAAACUUCUUCUGAGAAGAGUUCUCAAGGUGAAUGGGUUUGUCACGUCCGCUGAGAACAUGGUGAUCAAUAUUCUAACGCCAGGGGACAAGCAAGACGCGCUAAAAAGCAUCCUUGCGCAAAAUGUUGCAGAGCUGCAGUCACUAUCAAAUGUGACUGGCUUUAAAAUCGCGACCUCCUCUAUGCUUAGUAACGGUAAUGCUCCACAGGUUUCAUUCAGGUUUGACAUCUUGCCCAUGAGUCGACUGGAUUUUCUGGUUUCAGGGACUCUAUGCUUUCUUCUUAUACUACAAUUACUCAGGGCGUACAAAAGCAUUGUAUGGGUUAAGCACAAAUAUGGCAUUGCACUGGCGAUGCUAGCUGAAGUAACCGUAGGCACAGCUGCGUCGGCUACAAUUACGGGCUUUUUUUUCAAGGGCUAUGGGGAAAAUAACCCUACUUUUCUUGGGUGGCUUCCAAUAACUUUAAUUUCAACCAGUGGGCUUUUACGGUUACUCAAAGAAACUGCGGGUUCAUCCGUCACAGAUUCUAGGAAAAGCUAUCCUAUGGUUGCCUCUAAAGAAGAACCAGGCAGAAAGGGAACAAAGAAGUAUUUGGUAGCUUCCGCGCAAGUGAAUGCCUCUGUUUUUAGAACCACCAUUUUGGCUAUUGCAACAAGCACCUUUCUGUUUCCUUUUAAUCGCCAAUUGAGCUUUUUUUUCUCAGCUGCGCUUCUAAACACAUUCAUUCUUCAGCUCACUUUCUUCACAUCGGUGCUUAGUUUGGAUUAUAGGAUGCUCAGCAGCAACGACGUUCUCUUUUUAAAAAACAGCAACGAAAUUGAUGCGCGGUCCUUAGAUGAGGAAUUUUACGGCCACAAUGUCAAUUUGAAAGCAUACGUUAAAUCUUUGGCGAUUGGCUGGGACACUAUGCUGUCCAAGCCGCUCUAUUUCUGUAUGCCAUAUUUUUUCUACAUCAAUCUAAAAUUCAGGUCAGUGAGAUCUUCUUCCUCUUUGGUGUACAAAUUCGUUCAUGGUCAAUUCUCCAAGGCUGUGAGUUUUUCUUCUGCGAGGUCACCGGCACUAAUUGACAAAAAAUCCGUAUCUCAACUACUCUUUCAAAAGCAUGGAAAAGGAACUUUUAAUGUGGCAUUUUUACCCUCGGACACUAUUUUUGCUUUAAAAGGAGACGUCCCUGAUACUAAUAGUUUAUCUGGUAGCUAUCUCGGAGCCCUUCAGACACCUUUUGUUUCUUCGUACAAAUUUGACUUUUAUUUUUUUAUUGAGUUUAUUAUCACAGUGGUACUACUUUCAUCACUGGCGCUACUCGUAUUACAAAUUAUGCUAAGCAGAGUCGAAACUCCAAUUAAAUCUGAGGAUGACCCAGAAGUAUUCAACGCCGUGGACGAGAUGCAAUCUCGGAAAGAAACAGGCUCUAUAAUGAAAGCGGAUGAAACUGCUUUUCAUACCAAGGAACUAUCCCAUGGCGGCCAUACAUUAGACAUUGUGAGUAUACCAACGUCUGACUCACCUUUCAUUUUCUCGCUUGGAAUUGACCGUAAACUAUUUGUUUGGUCGCCAUUAUCAAAUCCCGUCCCCCCUCCAACAGAGAUACCAUUGAGCAAGCAGCUUUGGCCUGUAGCCAGAACAGUAACAAGCUCAAACGGGAACUUAACAGCCAUACUCAGCGAAGGGGGCAAGGUUGCUUGUUGGUCGCGAAGAAAAAUGUGUUUCCUGUGGUCAAUAAAGCUUGAUCAUCCGGGCAAAACAGUUUUGGAGUUGUUUUUCAGAAAAAGGACUAUACCAGCCUUUAUGAAAAAUAGGCCUACGGGGAAUACAAGCACAUCGGCUGGAAAGAUACGCGAUCAGAUCGGAGUCACCAGCCUUUCAAUGGGACGGAAAGACAGUAACGUGUCGGUUUCGUCCAUGAAAUCCUCCUCUUCCCUGGCGAAUGUAUUUGAUGCUCGCUAUAAUGACAAAGAGGCCGCUUCUAUACAUGAUGAAGAUGAUGGAACUGAACUCAUUUUCGUGACAACUGAUGGCUCUCUCACCUGCAUCGACAUUUCAGGAAAACCUGUGGUUAGCAAAGUCAUCUCUUCGCCGGUAGAGCUUGCCUCCUGCAAGAAGCUAGUAACGCCUAGAGUCAACGACAGGCUUGUUUUUUGUGACCAGCGCGGCAAAAUUUAUGUUUCAACCGUCGUCAACAACAAGUGGAGGACUCGGGAGCUGCAUAUAAUCAGAGAUUCUUUCAACAGGGGACAAAAGCUGAUGACACCUGCCACCCUCAAGAGACCAAGCGAGGUUUUGGGAAAUGGCCUCUAUUCGCCAAAUAGCGGAAGCGAGAUAUUCGAAAACAUAACUUUAUUAUUGAUCCCUUUCGUCGGUAUGCUAGUAUUAGCCAGAGGGAAUAAGGCAGAAUUGGUAGACGCCCAGACAGGUACGUCCAUUAGAAGCUUCACAUUAUCAGACGUUGAGCCAAAGACGCUAAAAGUUUUUCAUGACCAGCCUACCCACUGCAGAUUUUGCGGGAGUGCAUCGGUUGCUUCUCUAUCGAUUGCCUACACAGAGAAAUCGACCAAAACACUGGUCAUGCAUACAUUUAAGCUUGAGAGCCGCACAAAAACUAGCAUAUGCUUGCGUGUGGAGAGAGAUCCUAGGGAAAUUCGCUGCUUAGGCCUCGAGUCGGUUGUCGAGAAGAAGCAUUACAUGGAAGAAGCAGAUUGUUGGAACGUAACAGACAAUAAUUUAAUUAUUGGUCUUAAGCGGCGGAAUAAGCUCAACCAAGCAGAAAAUAAUAGCCACGCGAUUGUGAGAAGUGUAUCAGAGGGCGUUAGAACAGGGGACUGCAAACUGCGAAAUAGGGUCGAAAGCCGAAGCAUGAAGCAUUCGGCAUCUUUGGAAUAUAAUAUUCAUGAAAUUUGGGAAGGAUGGACUAUGACAGUAAACGGAAAAGUUCAGUAUUACAAGAUUCCCGCAGGAGUUAACGGUUUGCUCACCAACAGGAUAGGACCAGUCGAGAAAUUCGGCGCUAAGGCAAUAGUUGCAGCAUUUGGCAAUAUUAUGAAGCUCUUUUACCUGGGUCGCGAAGAACUCAUUUUAGCGACAGAUGGUACCAAUACGAAUGAGGACGACACCGGCUUGAACUUCGUGAACAAGCGAAGAAAAAGGCUCAGCGAAAGGAAGACCUCUAAUAUCUAUACUCAGUUGUGA